UCUUCUUCGUGGUUGGUGCCGUUGCCUGCGAAGGGAAGUGUCCUCCAUGGUGUCAUUGUAAGUCUUCUGAGGUUGAAUAUCCAGAAACAAGAAAUGUCUGGUUACACACCAGACGAGAAGCUCCGUGUCGAGCAGCUCUCGAAGCUCCGGAGGCAGUGGCUGAAGGACCAGGAGCUCAGCCCAAGGGAGCCCGUGAUACAGGCUAAACCUCCCGGCGCCAUCGCCAAGUUCUGGGCUGGUUUCCUGGAGCCCAAGAGCCUGUGGAGGCUUUACACCUACAAAGCAUACAGAGGUGGAGUUUUCACAUUAACACGCCUGUUGAUACCUGCUUGGCUUGUCCACUACUAUGUGAAAUACCACAUUGCUAAAAGGCCUUAUGGCAUUGUGGAACUGAAACCCAAGCUGUUCCCUGGUGACACCAUUCUGGAGACGGGCGAAGUUGUUCCAGGUCUCCCAGAGAGUCAUGGUCAUCACUGAAGUUGAAAUAUUUAGAUUGAUUUUCUGUUGUAAAAACUGUGUAUAUGACAAUAAAAUAUUACAAAAUCA
Epinephelus lanceolatus (giant grouper) is the source of this 546-nucleotide messenger RNA. It is a transcript of the gene ndufb6, whose product is annotated as NADH:ubiquinone oxidoreductase subunit B. NCBI's taxonomy places the organism in Eukaryota, Metazoa, Chordata, Actinopteri, Perciformes, Serranidae. Gene Ontology annotation, cellular component: respiratory chain complex I. Gene Ontology annotation, biological process: mitochondrial ATP synthesis coupled electron transport; mitochondrial electron transport, NADH to ubiquinone. The record is from RefSeq and is a predicted model, not a curated record.